AUGAAGGGCGCCUACACCCACCUCAAGGACGCCUCCUCCUGCAUCUACGGCGAGGCCUCCACCUUCUACCAGAGCCUCGACUUCGCCGCCGUCCUCAACUGCCAGCGCCGCCCGGUCAUCGCCGACCUCCCCCCAGAACGCGUCGAUGACGACCAGAUCGGAAAGAUCCCCUUCUGCUGCAAGAACGGCUCCUUACUCCCCCCCACCAUGAAUUCCACCAAGUCCAAAGCCAUCUUCCAGCUCCUCGUCUUCAAGAUCCCCCCGGACAUGAACCGCACAGCUCUCUACCCCCCAAAGAACUGGAAGAUCGCCGGCGUCCUCAACCCAGACUACCUCUGCGGGCCGCCGCAAAGGGUCAGCCCCAUGGAGUUCCCGGACCCUUCAAGGUUGGACGCCGUCUCCACCGCCGUCGCGAGCUGGCAGGUGGUCUGCAACAUCACCCGCCCCAAGGCCAAGGCCUCCCGCUGCUGCGUCUCCUUCUCGGCGUACUACAACGACUCCGUCGUGCCGUGCGGCACCUGCGCCUGCGGCUGCGCCGACGGGCUCGUCUGCGACGCCGACGCGCCGCCGCUGCUGCUCCCCUCGGAGGCCCUCCUCGUGCCGUUCAACAACAGGACAGCAAAGGCCAAAGCCUGGGCCAGUAUCAAGCACCGGCCUGUGCCAAACCCUCUCCCCUGCGGGGAUUUCUGCGGGGUCAGCAUCAACUGGCACAUCUACUCCAACUACAGAAAUGGGUGGACGGCGAGGAUCACCAUCUUCAACUGGGAGGGGUACACAUUCAAGGACUGGUUCGCCGCCGUCCAGCUCCGGCGGGCCUUCCAGGGUUACGAGCGCGUCUACUCCUUCAACGGGACGAAGCUGCCGGAGCUGCACAACACCCUGUUCUUCGAAGGGCUCCCGGGGUUGAACUAUCUGAUGCCAUUAUCAGAGGACAAGGACCAGUCCGGUGGGUCGAGAGUGCCCGGGAAGCAGCAAUCGGUGAUCUCUUUCACCAAGAAGCUCACCCCCGGGAUAGACAUAGAGGCCGGAGAUGGGUUCCCUUCUAGGGUUUACUUCAAUGGCGAGGAGUGCGCUCUACCCACCGACAUACCGAGAGCAGAUGCAGGUCGGGGCCAUUGCGGCCUCUCUGUCGUGGUUUCGCUCACGGUGAUGGCCGUGUUGUUGUUGACCGUGGAUGGCCUCUUCUUCUUCUGA
Messenger RNA from Spirodela intermedia, 1194 nucleotides. NCBI's taxonomy places the organism in Eukaryota, Viridiplantae, Streptophyta, Magnoliopsida, Alismatales, Araceae. The record is from the annotation of a GenBank genome assembly.